CUGUCUGCCCCCUUUUGCCUGAAUGAAAAAAAAAACAGUCAACGGAAGGUCCUCCCACCGCCAAAUCCGCGGAACACGCCGUGCCCCGCGCCGGCGGCGCCGUUUUCCCCGCCGACUUCCACCUCCGCCCCCGCCCUCGCCCCUCGCAAUGCCUCCUCGCCGAGACCACGGCAAGCAGGCGCAGGAGACGGCCGCUCCCACCCCCGCCCCCUCGUCCACGGCCGCCGGGGGCAUCGAGGAGAAGAUGGAACCUGCGUCCCCCAGCACGGACACCGCAGGGGUCGCGGCCGAGCAGGGCGGCGCCGGCGACGAGCUCUCCGCUCUGUUCAAGGAGUUCUCGCUAGACAGCAGCAGCACCUUCGCCGAGGCGCGGAUCCGGGCCACCUUCUACCCCAAGUUCGAGAACGAGGAAUCCGACCAGGAGUCAAGAACCCGGAUGAUUGAGAUGGUGUCACAAGGAUUAGCUACCAUGGAGGUUACGCUCAAGCAUUCAGGGUCUUUGUUCAUGUAUGCUGGUAACCGUGGUGGUGCAUAUGCCAAGAACAGCUUUGGAAAUAUCUACACUGCUGUGGGCGUUUUUGUUUUGGGUCGCUUGUUUCGUGAAGCUUGGGGGAGAGAAGCUCCUAAAAUGCAAGCGGAAUUCAAUGAUUGUCUCGAGAAAAACCGAAUAAGCAUUUCAAUGGAACUUGUCACGGCUGUAUUAGGAGACCAUGGGCAAAGGCCUAAGGAUGAUUAUGCUGUGAUUACAGCUGUGACAGAAUUGGGUCAUGGCAAGCCUCAAUUCUAUUCUACUCCAAAGUUGAUUGAAUUUUGUCGGAAAUGGCGCCUACCAACAAACCAUGUCUGGCUAUUCUCCACGAGAUAUUUUCAUGCCAUUCAUCUGUUUGAUGUCAUGCAAGUAUCGCUCUCAGAUGAACGUACAUAUGCAUUUGGCGCUGGGGCCGCUCAUAACAUCAUUGUGCUUUCUGUUUACAUCUCCAUUAGGAAAUCCGCCACUUCAUUCUUUGCUGCCUACGAUGCUUUGUGUGAAGAGGGGACUGCCACAUCCGUUUGCAAAGUCCUUGGUGAAAUAGCUGAUAUAUCUGUGCGAGGGUCAAAGGAUCAUGUAAUCGUGCAAGGUGAGAUACUUGAAGGUCUGGUUGCCCGUAUUGUCAGUCGCGAAAGUUCAGUUCAAAUGGAAGUUUUGAGGAACUUUCAACAACCUUCAUUAGACGGAGGCGACUCUGAUUUAGGACUAAGUUUACGAGAAAUAUACGCUGCUAAUAGGUCGGAUGAGAAGCAGCAAAUUAAAGCACUUCUUGAAAAUGCUGGGUCAUCAUUGUGUUCAGACCACUGCGAUUGGUUUGGAAACAGUGGUCUUGACGCUCAAUCUCGAAAUGCUGAUAGAUCAGUUGUCACUCAUUUUUUGCAAGCACAUCCCAUGGACUAUGCAACAAAGAAAUUACAGGAGAUGAUCCGUCUCAUGAAGAAGAGAAAUCUCCCUGCAGCUUUCAAAUGUUACUGGAAUUACCAAAAAAUUGAUUCUCUUUCAAAUGAUAACUUGUAUUACAAGAUGGUUAUCCAUGUCCACAAGGAUUCUGCUUUUAGACGUUAUCAACAAGAGAUGAGGAAAAAUCAAGAGUUGUGGCCACUGUACAGAGGUUUCUUUGUUGAUGUAAACCUGUUCAAGGCUGCUGAACUUUCCGAAGACAGCAACACUUUACCAGAAAAUACCAAUGGUGCUUCGAAUUCAAGAUCGUCAACUAAGGAUGGUCUGGUUGAGGAGGAUUCAAAUUUGAUGGUUAAACUAAAAUUCCUGACCUAUAAGAUAAGGACGUUUUUAAUUCGAAAUGGCCUGUCCACCCUCUUCAAAGAAGGCACAUCUGCUUACAGAACUUACUACCUGAGGCAAAUGGAGAUCUGGGGAACAUCACCAAGUAAGCAAAAAGAGCUUGCCAAAAUGUUGGACGAAUGGGCUGUGUACAUCAGACGGGAGUGUGGGGACGCGCAACCGUCAUCCUCGACAUAUCUUACUGAAGCUGAACCUUUCCUCGAACAGUACGCGAAGCGCAGCCCCGCAAACCGGGCUUUGGUAGGGGCUGCCGGUGGCUUGGUUCAAACAGAAGAUGCCCUGCCCAUACUCGAUGCACGGAGAGGCAAAGAAGGUGACCUUAAUAAGCCAGAACGUGGGACAGCUCCUUGUUAGCACUGACCAGGGACAAGCUCGAGAGUCUAAACACAGUUGGUGAGGUAGCACCAAGCUCACCGAGUAGCGCGGCCAGUAUAAAAUGUGAGCUUCAGGUGCGAAAAAUAGAAGAAAGAAACCUGGGCCAUCGGAUGGGAGAUGAGUGGCAGCACAGAUUCUGGUAGAGGGAUCUGCUCCCACUUCAUGAAACACAACCCUACUAAUAGAUGGCUACUCCCUCCGUUCCCAAAUAUUUGUAUUUCUAGAGAUUUCAACAAGUGACUACAUACGGAGCGAAAUGAGUGAAUUACACUCUAAAGUAAGUCUACAUACAUCUGUAUGUUGUGUCCAUUUGAAAUGCCUAGAAAGACAAAUAUUUGGGAACGGAGGGAGUAUAAAACAUGACUUUUGCGGUAA
Messenger RNA from Triticum aestivum (bread wheat), 2581 nucleotides. RefSeq names its product tRNA ligase 1. NCBI's taxonomy places the organism in Eukaryota, Viridiplantae, Streptophyta, Magnoliopsida, Poales, Poaceae. Bases 23 to 2185 code for a protein of 720 amino acids. The record is from RefSeq and is a predicted model, not a curated record. The transcript has 17 exons. Gene Ontology annotation, molecular function: RNA ligase (ATP) activity. Gene Ontology annotation, biological process: tRNA splicing, via endonucleolytic cleavage and ligation.